AUGGAUAAGUGGAUAAUAAAAAAACCUAAACUUGAUGUAGAGAGUAGAGACCAACAUGAUACAAAUUAUAACAACGAUCCAAACUUUAAGAGAUCAGAAAUAAAUGAAAUUAGUUCAGGUAAGGCUAUUAUUUAUUUUAUUCUUCUUAUAGAAUAAAACUAUUAUUAAUACUUAAUACUUAAUAGGUUUAAAUGAGUCAGCAGCUAGUACCAGUACACAAAUAAACUCGAAAACUUAUGAUUCUGAUAUUGGUACCUAUGGGGGAAAAACGAUUAAUAAAGAUGAAAAGUACAAGCUUUUGAAAAAUGGAUACCAAAUGAGUUNCAAGAAAACUCAAAUUCCAAAGACACUGGUUACUGGAAUUCCCUUGGCUUUCAUAUUCAGAAAAAUUAGACGGCGCUUUUUGCCUAUUCUGUUUUUUAUUUUAUUCUAGAGAAGUGGGAAAAGGAAGUCAUAUCUCCACAAAGGCCCUCGUAGUGACUCCAUUCAAUCGUUGGAAAGAUGCAAAAGAGCAAUUCCGUUAUCACACAAAUUUAGAAUACCAUAAAACUGCUUGUAUUAUUGCUCAGAAUUUCAUAGGUGUACACGAAAAAAGAAUCGUUGAUGUUAGCCUUCAGCUUAAUACAGCCCGUUUGGCGACAAUCGAACAAAAUCGGAAAAUUUUAUCAUCUAUUAUUGAAACAAUAAUUUUAACUGGAAGGCAAGAAAUUGCCUUAAGAGGUCAUCGUGAUUCAGGUCCAAUAUCAUCGGAACUUCCAGCCUAUAAUGACGGAAACUUCCGUGCGUAGUUGCGUUUUCGUGCAGUUUCAGGAGACAAUACUUUAAAAGACCAUCUAUCACGAAUAGAAGCAAUUUUUUCUAUGGCUCACCCACUAUCAAUCUAUUUACAAAAAGUUAAUGUUGAGUUAGCAUCUGCAAUGAAGACUGCUAAUAAUUUAAGUAUGCUGAUGAAGGAAAUGCGUGGCAAUGUACAGUCGAAAUUCCACGAUUUAUUUAGCACAACUGAACAACUUGCUGAAGAAAUCAGAGAGGAAAUCAAAAUUCCAAGGAUGACAAAAUUUCAACAGCACAGAGAUAAUUAUGAGUCAACUUCAGCAGAAAACUAUUAUCGAGUAUCUGUGUUCAUCCCGUUUAUUGACCACUUCAUCUCACAAUUAGAUAUUAGAUUUACUAAACACAAAAAUACACUCUCAAUUAUUCAGAACUUUAUACCAAAUAAACUAAUAAAAUUAUCCGAAAAUGAAAUCGAGACAAGUACGGAAAUUAUAUCAAAACAGUGGCCAAUCGUAAUAAGCUCGUGUGACAAUAUUGUAAAUAAAGAAGUUCUAUUGNCGUUGCCCAUUACAGUUGCCAGUGUAGAACGGAGCUUUUCAACGUUGAAACGAUUGAAAUCAUAUUUGAGGAAUUCUACGGGGGAAAAUCGACUUAAUGGAUUGGCUCACCUAAGUAUCUACAGAGAAAUACCAACCCAAAGUAGUGAGGUGGUCGAUAUUUUUUCAGAAAAAGAUAGAAAGUUAAUGUUUUAA
Cinara cedri is the source of this 1526-nucleotide messenger RNA. NCBI's taxonomy places the organism in Eukaryota, Metazoa, Arthropoda, Insecta, Hemiptera, Aphididae. The record is from the annotation of a GenBank genome assembly.